AAAGCUCUCUGGUCACAUGAUCAGUCAGCUGGUCUGCAGCAUAUCCGCCUGACCCGCUUCUGUUUACAAAUCAGCAGACAGUCCGAAAGACACAGCAGAAUGAGGAGUCCUGCGUGAUCUGAACAGAGUCACCCUUUUUCUUCUGAGUGUUGGCUGAGGAGAAUCACGAGGCUGUGACAGUCCCGCUGGGUCACGGUCAUGCAGCACCCCAAUUUCGAGACCCACCACCCGCUCCAGACAGAUGAGCAGCAGGAGACGGGCUUCGACCCGCUCAAUAAUUUCAACAAGAACCGCAGCAGAGGCUCUCUUGACAGCAGCACUUACUCACAGUCUCAGUCAACCUUCCUCUCGUACAGGAAAGAAUGGGACGACUUGUUCCUCAACAGUAAUUACCUGGCCAGGAUCCGGCAGGCAGGCAUCAACGGUCGACUGAGGAGCAGCCGCUUUCGGAGCGUGUGCUGGAAGUUGUACCUGGAGGCUCUUCCAGAAGACAAGGGUCAGUGGAUCAACAAGACCAAUGAGCUCCGGGCCCAGUAUGAGAAGAUCAAAGAGACGCACAUCACUAACCCUCGCAAGGCUGCAGGCCAGCAGGACCUGGUGGUCAACAAUCCGCUGUCCCAGGACGAGGGGAGCCUGUGGAACAAGUUCUUCCAAGAUAAAGACCUAAAGGGGAUGAUCAAACAGGACGUGUUGAGAACGUUCCCGGAGAUUCGUUACUUCCAGGACGACGAUGUGAGGACCAAGCUGACGGACAUCCUCUUCUGUUAUGCCCGAGAAAACGAACAGUUGCUGUAUAAACAGGGGAUGCACGAGUUGCUGGCUCCUAUAGUGUUUGUGCUGCACUGUGACCAUCAAGCCUUCCAGCAUGCGAGCGAGACGGCCAGCCCCAGCGAGGAGAUGAAGUGUCUGCUGGACCCAGAGUAUCUUGAGCACGAUGCCUAUGCCUUGUUCUCACAGCUGAUGGAGACAGCAGAGCCGUGGUUCUCCAGCUAUGAGAGGGAAGUGAGGAGGGGUAAGGAUGAAAUGCUGACCAGCAUCCCAUUCGCACGGCCACAGGACUCGGGGCCGUCUGUUGCAAUAGUGACCAAAGUGAACCGCAUCCAGGACCAGCUGGUGAAGAAGCACGACGUCGAACUGCACAUGCACGUCAACCGGUUGGAGAUCGCCCCGCAAAUCUACGGCAUCCGGUGGGUACGUCUGCUCUUCGGCCGUGAGUUCCCGCUCCAGGACCUGCUGGUGAUGUGGGACGCCCUGUUCGCAGACUGCAUCUCCCUGGACCUGGUGGACUACAUCUUUGUGGCCAUGCUGCUCUACAUCCGAGAUGCUCUCAUUGCAAGUAACUUCCAGACCUGCCUGGGCCUCCUAAUGCACUACCCUCCAUUAGGAGACAUCAACUCCCUGCUGCAAAAGGCUCUUUUCCUCCGAGACCCCAAAAACUAUCCACGACCAGUCAAUUACCAGUUCCAGCAGAACCUGGAUUACUACAAAACAAGAGGAGCUGACCUGAUGAACAAGACGCGCUCUGGUUCCAGUACAAAACCGGCCCCCCUUAACAUCAACAAAGUCUCCAGCAGCCUGCUGAGCUUCGGCAGGAAGCUGAUCGCUCCAGCAAUAUCGGGCGGGUCCGGUGGCAUCUCGCCAAUCAACAGCGAAGUACACUCCUCCUCCUCCUCCUCGUCAACCUCCCCCGCCAUGGCGCCUGCGCCCACAGUGCCUCACCCGCUGGCUGACCCCCCGUCAGGCCACGCCCAGCCGCAAACCCAGAGCCACGCCCAGCACUACCGUCUGCUCAAGUCCGAGAGCAUGCCUGUCCACCUCAGCAAAGAUGUAGUUUCAGGUGGACUGUCCCAGGUCUCUCUCCCAGCCCCGACUCGCACUGACACACCAGGCCACAGCUCCCGGACGUUCAGCUCCUCUCCCAGCAUAGAAAGCCUCUCUGGUGGGCGGGCUCAGUUCACCGCCUCCCCGCCUCUUCCCCCCUCCGUAGGGAGUGACGUCAGCACUUCAUCUCCGCCCCCCUCCGCCACCAAGAAAGACUCUUUCUUCACUCGUUCCCGCUCCCACAGCAAGUCCAUGGGCAAGAAGGAGUCGGAGGAGGACCUGGAAGCCCAGGUAUCAUUCCUGCAGGGCCAGAUCAAUGACCUGGAGGCCAUGAGCAAAUACUGUGCCAAGAUGAUGAACAAUCACAUCUGUAAAAUCCAGGAAGUGAUUCUUCAAGAACAUCUGGAGAAAGAAGACGAGGUCCUGGUGUCACUGGCUGGACUCAAACAGAUCAAAGACAUCCUUAAGGGGGCGCUGCGCUUUAACCAAAGCCUGCUGGAGGCCGAGGAGAACGAGGAGAUCGCCAUCGCUGACGAUCACUACACCUCCACAGCGGCCGCUGAAACGGCUCUCAAUGCCAUCAAUAACCUCGGUGACCACCAACAACAAGGAAACAGCGGUCAGAGCCGGGACUCUGAUCUGGACGGGAGUGUGAGCGCAGAGGAGGAGGAGAAGGAAGAGGAGGAGAAGGAAGAGGAGGAGCAGGCGGUGACCCCACCUGAGCAACAGGUGGGGUCUUCCCUCGGCUCCGAGGGUAAGAACUGGGACGACUACAUCCUCGUGUGUCAGGAUGGAGACCUGGCGACCGCUGAGGGAGGAGGAGGAGGAGGAGGAGGAGGAGGAGGAGGAGGAGGCGGAGGCGGGAGGGCUGCAGCCGAGCGCACCCCUCCGAUCAGACGAGGGCGUGGCUUGGUGCGAAUGGACCCUGAGGGAGCCGCCGGGACCUUCCAUGACCCACUGAUGGCCGGCACCGCCUCGGGCUCUACCAGCCCAGACGAGGGCUCCACCCACAGCAAGGACUCUGACUUCACCAUCGUCAACCCGAACGACCUGUGAACGAGCCAACCACCCCUCCUUCUGCCUCUCUUAUACCCGCAUCACAUCCCAUUCACAGGAUGUGAUUAAAAUUAAAAUAAAUAAAAAAUAACAACUGACUUGAGAUCAGAGGGUGGAAUCCGCAGUUUUUGGUGGAGCACCGCUGGAGCUGCCGUCGGCUAAAAAUAAUUGCACAUGUGGACUGUGACACUUCCAGUCACAAAUACCUUAUACUCUGUCUCUUUACCUGUCAUCUGUGCCACUUCAGUCCUGUCUAUGUUGAUGCUGUAAGCUGUCUCAUUUACAUAAUGCCUGUCUUCUCAUCAUGUUGGGUCCUGUCACUCAUGAUAUUUAAUUGUAGCGCCCUGCUCUACACAGAGAGGGCGCCAUUGCCACUGUCCAUUGCCCUGUCACUACAUGAUUACUCUGAAGAGUUGGACCUCAAACUGCAAUUUCUAUACGGAGGGCGGACUCGCUCCUGUCGAGCUCACUGCAUUGAUCGGGAGCUCGAUACUCUGCUUCUCCUGAAUGUGGAGAUCUGGCCGUACCUCCGCGUGUGGUAUGUCUGUAUGUCUGUAUGUCUCUGUCCUCACAGAGGAAGCUCUCUUCUGAUGCGCAAAGGAAAGAAGGACGAUGUCCUCCUGCCAGUUAUCGAGGACAGCUUCCUCUCCCUCCUAAACCAGUGCCUCUGAUCAUUAUUCUUCUCUCAACCAAACAAAACCUGACUGUGAUCUUUUUGUUUUUUUGUUAACGUUUUCUUUUUUUUAAGUUUUAAGAAAAUGUUUUUAACCCUUUUAGUUUAGUUUCCUGGAUGAAAACUAUUAAAUUAUGGAGUCGGUCUUUCUUUUUUUUUCUUCCCUUUUUUUUUUUUUAUUGAUUCUAAUGUGGACAUUUUAAUGUGGUAAUUGACUGUUUUCAUUUCUCACAUUACGAUUGAGUUGUUCUCGUGUCAAUGUAAAGCAGCGCACACAAAAAAUGUCCCCGAGCUGCCCAUUCAGCAAAAUUAACUCAAGACCAAUAAAACUACAUCGCUCUUGCUACA
Molecule: messenger RNA, 3898 nt
Organism: Cottoperca gobio
Lineage: Eukaryota; Metazoa; Chordata; Actinopteri; Perciformes; Bovichtidae
Gene: tbc1d5
Product: TBC1 domain family, member 5
Exons: 23
Coding region: 199-2877 (892 amino acids)
Biological process (GO): activation of GTPase activity
Molecular function (GO): GTPase activator activity
Source: RefSeq, a predicted model, not a curated record